Molecule: messenger RNA, 654 nt
Organism: Adineta steineri
Lineage: Eukaryota; Metazoa; Rotifera; Eurotatoria; Adinetida; Adinetidae
Source: the annotation of a GenBank genome assembly
AUGGGUCUGGGAAUAUAUGUUAAAGUCAAUGGAAACUUUCGUGCUGUAGCAGAAAUAUACAGUAUUUCAGAAGCACUAGGAGGUGAAGCCAUGCAAUGGGUUGCAACAGGCUUAAUUAUCGUCGGAAUCUUUACAGCAUUGUUAGCUGCUUUUGGUUGUUUAGGUGCUAUUUUACGCAAUCGAUGUUUCCUUUAUUUAUACUGCCUGUUUCUUACGCUUAUUAUACUUUUCGAAUUUGCUGCUGUAAUAUCAACAUUGGUAUUUCGUAAUACUUUAUAUAGAUCAUAUGAUUCUGGUCUUAUGGAAGUAUUUCAACAUGGAUAUGGUCAAAAUAACACUGAAGUAAUAAAAAUUAUCGAAAAUUUGGAACGGCAAUUCAAAUGCUGUGGUGUUGAUGGUCCUGUUGAUUACACGAGAUAUGGUUAUAAAAUUCCUCAAUCAUGUUAUCCAUCUAAAACAAUAUCUGCUUUUCCUUACUCCGAUGGAUGUGCACCGGCUGUUGCCAUUUGGAUAUGGAAUCAAUUACCUAUCAUCGCUGGUGUACUAGGAAGCAUUUUAUUCAUCGAAAUCUUCGGUGUAAUUUCUUCUCUAGUACUUGGUGUAGCUAUAUCCCAUUCAUCACAAGCUGAUUACUAUCAAAAAUUUAUAAAUUAA